Molecule: messenger RNA, 1032 nt
Organism: Magnusiomyces paraingens
Lineage: Eukaryota; Fungi; Ascomycota; Dipodascomycetes; Dipodascales; Dipodascaceae
Exons: 3
Coding region: 1-1032 (343 amino acids)
Biological process (GO): positive regulation of cytoplasmic translation
Cellular component (GO): cytoplasm
Molecular function (GO): zinc ion binding; translation regulator activity; mRNA binding
Source: RefSeq, a predicted model, not a curated record
AUGAUCAGCUACCAGCAGACUCCUAGUCUUGCACAACAGAAUGGCUCUCAAGUCACUGGUGUUCCGCCACAACAAACGUACGGGUCUACCGCACCUGUCCAGCCACCACAGCAGCAACAGCAGUUCCAUCAGCAACAGCAGCAGCAACAACAGCAGCAACAACAGCCACAACAAUCACAUACUCGUUCCGGUUACCCCAGCCUCAAGCGCACCUGCUACGUGUGCGGCUUGUUUGGCCAUCAGGCGCGAUCUUGUCCCAAGUCUGGUAACCCCGUGUGCUACAACUGUGGUAAUUACGGUCAUCUGAGCAAGCAAUGUGAAGAGCCAUUGCGUGAAAAGAUUUGCUACAACUGUGGCCAGUCGGGCCAUCUGUUCCGGUCAUGCCAGAGUACUUCCAAUAAGCCUGUCACUCAGCACGCUGAGCAGCUAGUGUCGGAGAAGCGCGAGGAGAAUACCGCUUCCACAGCUACAGAACAGUCGUCUUCUUCAACUACCUCUAGCUCACAAUCAGCUCCAGCCUCGGCCUCAGCUCACCUGGCAUCUAACUCUGAAUCUGGGCCAUCUACAUCAGGCUCUGCAUCCACACUUGCUAGCGCAGUGUCAACGGCUCAGGGCUCGACCCCAGGAUCUUCAUCGGCAACUGUGGUUCCUCCACCUUCUGGACCUGAGGCCCACUCAAUUCCUAAGGGUCCUGCAGCUGGUGCUAAUGGUGCAUGCUACAAGUGCGGCAAGCCUGGCCACAUUUCGCGGUUCUGCAAGUCUCCACGCAAGGCGAUAUCCAAUGGAGCUUCUCCUUCUUCUUCCUCUUCUUCUUCUUCUCCUCCUUCGCAUAAGACUAUGUCGUGUUAUUCGUGCGGUCAGUAUGGACACUUUAGCCGGGACUGCACUAAUGGCCAAAAGUGUUACAAUUGUGGUGAGAUGGGCCAUUUGAGCAGAGACUGUAAUGAGGCUCCAGGAAAGGUGUGUUAUUCGUGCAAGCAGACUGGUCACAUUUCUUCAGAAUGUCCCAGCCAUGCAGCUCUGGCGGCUUAA